AGGUGAUAAUGAUAUUUACUCCGAUAAAAUCGUUGCGGGGAGUGGUGACGCCUGCUAUGGUCCGAGCUUGUAUGGUACGGCCAGUGGGGGGCUUCUUGAGGGCAGCUUCGCCGUCAGCAAGAUUCUUCCAAAGUGAGCCGAGUAAAAGUCAUCAGGGAGGCGGGGGGCCGGACUUGGUGUUUGAAGGGCCGUCCUUGCAAGGCGUCUUGGAUGAAUCUGCGAGGAAAUUCUACAUGGGUCUUGGUAUGGAAUGCUGUGGCAUUGCCUCAUAUACGGUGAUGUGGGCAGAGACGGUCAAUCCUGGGGCGACCGCAAUGCUUCUGUUCCUGUUGUGCACCCAGCUGGCCUUCUCUGUGAAGUCCCAGAGCUUAUUAGAGUAUGCCGCAACGGUGAAAAACGUCACUCGCAUGUAUGCACAGAAACUCCCAGGGGGAGGAGCUGCUGAUUACGAGGGUGCCUGGAGGCUCUUUAUCGAGACUGAUGCGAUGAAACGUAGAGUCGAUUUGGAGCCACGCGGGUCUUUGCCACGAGGAGAUGCGGCGGCUGGCAGAGUCAGUUUUGAUCAGCUCGUCCGCCUGGGGGCGUUGGAAUUUGACGUUGAUGCUAAAGGGGCAGUUGUCCACGAUAGAGACACUCUGGAUAAGCUGGCCCCCUCUGUAUUUGCCAAGGCUGGCCAGCAGCGCUUUGUAGCGAGCGAAUCGGAAUUAGUGAUUACCCAGGAAGAAGUGGAGACCACGAGGACGAUAGACGACUCGUUUGCGCCUAAUGUGCGACUGUCCGAGCUCACCACCAAGCAGUUGGAGGAAGCCUUGGCUAAGCGUCCGGGAGCUCUGGGGGGACAGAAUAUCAAAGCUGUUCCGUCGCGAGUGUUGCUGAACAAAGCCUCGGACACGCUUUUCUACGGUGGUGGGUUUAUUCUGGCUGGUGCGGUUCUCUUGGGCCUCUUCGGGGGGAGCACUGAGGAGUAUCUUAAGAGGGCCGAGGAGGAGCACAACAGAAUGAUGUCCAGUAGGAUGAUGACGCCAUUCAACAGUCAACAGCCUCAGCAGUUCUAUGGUGGUUAUGCUCCCCCUCCUCCUGGUACCACACCUCCGCCACUUCAAGGAUACCCUACUCGGGGUCAGUAUUGAACU
This is a messenger RNA of Perkinsus marinus ATCC 50983, 1133 nucleotides long. RefSeq lists its product as hypothetical. The record is from RefSeq and is a predicted model, not a curated record. The transcript has 10 exons. NCBI's taxonomy places the organism in Eukaryota, Perkinsozoa, Perkinsida, Perkinsidae. Bases 9 to 1130 code for a protein of 373 amino acids.